Molecule: messenger RNA, 528 nt
Organism: Phalaenopsis equestris
Lineage: Eukaryota; Viridiplantae; Streptophyta; Magnoliopsida; Asparagales; Orchidaceae
Exons: 4
Coding region: 10-429 (139 amino acids)
Source: RefSeq, a predicted model, not a curated record
UGUAUUUAAAUGUGGAGAAUGGCGGCGAUGUGGAGAAUGGCAAAGAGCUUCUUCGAUGGGGCGAGAGCAGGAACAGUUUGCUAUUUUAAAGCGCGACCAUCUCGAUUUGCUUAUUCAAUCUCUUGUUUGCUAUCUAUGUUCUUCAUUCGCUCCACGUCUUCUCUUCGUAUCCCAGCGGUCAGGAUCCUCUUUCCUGUUACCCGAAGAAAACACUUUCCUUUUUUGACUUAUGUUUGGCACGCGAUAGAUCAAGCCAAGAGGGUUGAAGAGUCUGCUGUCGUCCGGAGAGCAUUACGGCCUGUGGAGUUUUUUGGAUUGGUCGAUAAAUUGAGGGCAGAUACGGAUGUUGAACGGCGUGUGUUGGAGUUAUCGUCGUCUCUGAAGCGGAAGCUUUCCAAUGAGAUUCUGCAGAGGUUGAGAUGGUGCUAAUUUGAUCGACCUGCGAGAAGUUCUCGGAUCAUGGCUUGCCGAGCAGUUAAAAGCCUUGAAGCAGGGAUUGCCAAUUUCAAAUGCAGAAUCUAGUAUGGU